Molecule: messenger RNA, 597 nt
Organism: Capra hircus (goat)
Lineage: Eukaryota; Metazoa; Chordata; Mammalia; Artiodactyla; Bovidae
Product: beta-lactoglobulin-2-like
Exons: 6
Coding region: 1-597 (198 amino acids)
Molecular function (GO): small molecule binding
Source: RefSeq, a predicted model, not a curated record
AUGAAGUGCCUCCUGCUCACCCUGGGCCUGGCCCUCGCCUGCCCCGUCCAGGAUGCCCACAUCCCCCAGACGGUGGAGGACCUGGACAUUAGAAAGGUAUGGGGUGGCGAGGACGCGGCACCCAGUGGCCAUGGCGGCCAGCAACGUGCUCCUCCUGGACACCGAGAGUGGCCCCCCGAGAGCAGCCCCCCAAGAGCCACCCCCCCGAGAGUGUACGUGGAGGAGCUGAAGCCCACCCCCGAGGGCGACCUGGAGAUCCUGCUGCAGAAACGCUGGGUGUCCCCCCACUCAACGGAAAACCACGAGUGUAUGGAGAAGACCCUCAUGGCCCAGAAGACCGAGGACCCUACUGUCUUCACAGUCGACUAUCACGGGGAAAGGAAGAUUUCUGUGCUGGACACAGACUACAGCAGCUACAUGACCUUCUGUAAGGAGGGCCCCACGCACACUGACGAGGGCAGCCUGAUGUGCCAGUGUCUGGAAACGACCCCGGAGGUGGAUGACGAGGCCAUGGAGAAAUUCGCCAGGGCCCUGGCGUCAUUGUCGGAGGACGUGCAGAUGGUCCUGGACCUGCGCCGGGGGGCGGUCCCAUCCUGA